UGUGUUACCUUUAUAUUAUAUUCAUGUCAGAGUUGCUGGCCUUGAAUUAAAUGUUCAUAUAUAACGCCACUAACCAAGAACAAUUCAAAACAUGCAACCAACUGCAUCAUUGGUCAAAUCACGAUUUGUUUAAACACUUUCCACGACUACGUGUAAUAGCAAACCACCGAGAAAUUAAACUUAUGAGAAAGGACAUUUAUAACUUGUAAAAAAUGGUUUGAUAAUUCUGGAAAUGGGUAGUAAUUCAUCUGCUCAAGGAUCUUCGCAGUCAAAUGUCAAAAAGCAAGGCGUACAACGGGAACCGGACGAAGAAGACGUAGACGUUCCCGAGUUUCCCCCGGACGAAGAUUAUCCCCCACCCAAACAAAAUUCUCUGAAGAAGGACGACAUUUACGAACACUGGAAGUACAAAGAUGUCCAUCAGCAUGUCAGAAAAAUUCCUGGUAAGAUCGACCUGUCUUUCCAGCAGCUCCUUGACUACCUCGUGGUUCCAUUCAGGACUGACAUGCAGAAGGUGCGCGCGCUGUUCAUGUGGCUGUGCGUCCAGCCAAUCACAACAACCAAAUACAAAAAUUUGGAAGGAUACCCUCCAGAAGAUCUCGCAAAAACACCCAGAGGAUUCAUGAAACUCAUCAAGGAGGGAAAAGCCUCAUAUGCCUCACUGUUUGCCGUACUCUGCAGAAAAUCGGGAAUAAAGUGCGCGAUAAUAAAAGGAGUGUGCAAAAGUGCUGGAUACGAAGUAGGAACCUCAGAAACACUGAAGGACCUCAGGUCCAAAUGGAACGUGGUUUGGGUCAAGGACAGCUGGAGGUUGAUCCAUCCAUUGUGGGCGUGUCAAACAGUAAUUGGCAAAUCAGGACUGGACAAAUGGACUGCCUACGACGACGAAGAGGAAAACACAGAAGGAUGGACAAUACAGAAAAUCAACGAGUUUUUCUUCCUCACUGAUCCGCAUGACUUCCUGUAUUUCUGCUUCCCAGACGACCCAAAAUGGCAGCUCUUGACGGUUCCGUAUGACCUUAAACGCUUUGUCCGCGUUCCAUUUCUACAAGAGGCAUAUUUCGGACUUGGUUUGAAGCUUAUCACCGAACAAAGCUGUAUCUUACACGAUAUUGAUGGGGUUGUUGAAAUCGCGUUCCGAGUUCCCGAUGACUACCCAACACAAAUGAACUAUGACCUACUUUUCAAACGUGACGAGUCUGAGGUUGACCUUGACAAUAAAACACCACUGAACAAAUAUGUCAUUAUGAACUAUGAUGAUAAUAUUUGGACUUUCAUUGUUAGAUUCCCAGUUCCAGGUGUGUAUAAACUAUCAAUUUUUGGUGGACAUGUCGACCGAGAAAAUGUUCCAUGGAUUGCCGAUUUUCGCCUUAUUUGUGAAAAUCCGCGAGAAAAUUGUGUACCUUUCCCCGACGCGCCAUGGAUCGGUCUUGGUUAUUCAUACGAGGCUCAAAAGGGUGGGCUUAUUGACCCCUCACAGAAAUCAGGACUUCUCGUCAUGAAACCUCAUCAAGAAGUUCACAUUACAAUUAUGACAGAAACUUACCUUAGCAUUAAAGUCAAGUUCUUACACAUCCUUCUAAGUGAGAAUGAAUUAAAGGAAAGAUUUUAUUGCAAGAAGAACGUUGGGAGGAUAGAUAUUAUGGGUAAAAUUCCUCAACACGGAGACUACUUAAUCAAAAUUUACGGUAAGCCUAAAGAUGUGAGAGGAGAGAUGAACAACAUCUGCAAUUACAUGAUCUGUACGGAGGACCCAAGACCCUCAACCAAAAGGAGGAAGGGCUGGGAGAAUGCUCGAGAGAAGCUGUUGAGAAGGGGGGUCAAGGAGGCCACUGCAGUGAAGGACAUUGAUCUACUAAAGGUGACCAUUGAUAAGUUUGUCAAUGCAGGAUUAGAGGACCGCGGGGAUUACACGAAAGCCAGCACUAGGCUAGAGUUUUUGGAGGUCAAACAAACUUUGAUAAAUGCAAUCAACAGAAGAAACGAUCCUUGCUUAGUCAGGGCGAUCUCGAUGGCCCGGGGGUCGGGAUAUGUGCACCGCCUGACCACACUGAUUAAACAAGCAGAAGAUCUUUUGGCCGAGUUACGCCGUCUAAAGGGGUUCCAGCACCCGAUUCCAGACCUCAACAAACCAAUCAUAGCGGAGUUGAUGAACUACCAAAGCCCACUUCCGAUGGUCCAUGACGUCAUGAUUGCCACCUUCUUGUUGCUAGGUGAAAAAGAGGAAGAUCUCAAGUUUUGGGAGUACAUUCAAAAUCUGAUGAGAAAGACCGGAAAAAAUAGUCUUCUACACAGGUUUCAAAGGUUUAAUAUUGAUGAUGUACCAGAAGAGGUGAAAACCAAAGCGCAAAAUAUGUUUAUGAGGUUUACUGAAGAUGACGUGAGAAAGACCAGCGCAGGCGCAGCGUCUUUCUUUGUGUGGAUUCAGAAGGUGAUGAAAGAGCCUGAUCCACCCCCUGAAACAGUAGUGUCCAAAACCAAAAAAUCCAAUAAAUGACGAACAGAUCAUGCAAUAUCGAACUAUUCUGACAUUAUUCAGUAUAACAUUACAGCGUGUCAUGUUUCAAUUUUCGUUCUUCGAUUCCUUGGGUCUUAAAUGUUUAUUUUUGUUCAUACUUAUUUAAAAGCUGUACAUCCAUUACAAAUUCAUCUUUCCUUAUUGUAAUUUAAUUUUUAUGAUGAAAUUUAAUGAAAGACAUUUCCAAACAUUGAAGAGUUAUAAUA
Molecule: messenger RNA, 2724 nt
Organism: Saccostrea echinata
Lineage: Eukaryota; Metazoa; Mollusca; Bivalvia; Ostreida; Ostreidae
Product: lim and transglutaminase domain protein ltd-1-like
Exons: 8
Coding region: 233-2497 (754 amino acids)
Source: RefSeq, a predicted model, not a curated record